AUGGCCCUCGUUACCCUUCUUGCGUCGCCAUUGACUAUCGCCAUCGCCUUCCCCGUGUGGCUUGCCUUUUACUACAUCAUCCCAUAUUUCACAUCGUAUCGGUAUCUCUCUUAUGUCCCAGGACCGUUCAUAGCCAAAAUUAGCAACAUCUGGGUUGGUCUCAGCGCUCGAAGAGGCCGAAAGUUCGCUGCUGUAGAUUCAGCUCAUCGCAAGUAUGGCAAGGUCACCCGCAUAGGAUUCAACCAUGUAUCUAUUGCAGAUGAACGGGCUUUGAAUGUUGUGUAUGGCCAUGGAAAUGGGUUUCUGAAGGACCAUUACUAUGAAGCAUUCAUAGCCAAGACUCCUGGGAUGUUCAACGUGCGCGACCGAGCAGAGCAUACACGAAAGCGCAAGAUUAUAUCGCAUGCCUUUUCACCACGAUCGGUCGCCGAAUUUGAACCGCAUAUGGCAGCAAACUUGGAACGUUGGGUGAAACAACUCGAUCGGAUCGCCGCCUCUCGGUCAUCUGACGGCUUCGGUCAAUAUAAUGCCAUGCCGUGGUUCAGUUACCUUGCAUUUGACAUAAUCGGCGAUUUGGCAUUCGGAUCCCCUUUCGGCAUGGUUGAUAAGGGAAAGGACGAGACGGAGUCACAGCUUGUCGUUGGGGGACCUAUUACGUAUACCCCAGCGGUGGACGUGCUCAACCGUCGAGGCGAAAUCUCGUCAACAUUAGGUCUUUUACCAAACUUACGUCCCGUUGCACGAUAUUUACCCGACCCAUUCUUCACGAAGGGUGUCGCGGCCGUCGAGAAUCUGACCGGCAUUGCGGUCGCAGCGGUAGCAUCCCGCUUAGACGCCGCCAAAAAUGGCGUCGCAGACAACCGCAACGAUAUCCUGUCCCGUUUAUUGCAAGCUAAAGAUGCUAAUGGCCAACCGAUGGGGCGAACUGAACUCACAGCAGAGGCUCUCACUCAACUUAUCGCCGGAUCUGACACGAUUUCCAACACAGCCUGUGCAGUCUUCUACUGGAUUCUUCAUGGAGAAAGGAGCGCACCGAAUUCUAUUCUUCCAAGGUUACGCCAAGAACUGGAUGCCUCAAUUGGGUCUGACGAAAGAAUUGCCAGCUACUCUCAAGUCAAGGACUUGCCGUUCCUACGGCGCUGCAUAGACGAGGGCAUGCGGCUCCAUUCUACUUCUGCAAUUGGGCUUCCACGAAUCGUUGCCGAUGGCCCUGGUGUAGAGUUUGAUGGUUUCUAUUUCCCACCGGGCACUGUUUUAUCUGUGCCCUCCUAUACAAUCCACCAUAUGUCAGAGAUAUGGGGAGAUGACGUGGAAGAGUUCAAGCCCGAUCGUUGGCUGAACUUGACUCCGAGACAGAAGCUUUGCUUCAAUCCAUUUUCAUACGGACCGCGUGCCUGUGUUGGACAGAACGUUGCGAUCAUGGAGUUGCAAUUGAUUAUCGGAACUUUGUUCCAUCGGUAUGAUUUUACACUCUAUCAACAGGCGCUAGAAUCGCAUGAAGGGUUCUCGAAGAAGCCGAAAGAAUGUUACGCGGGCAUUAAGUUGAGAAGCUAG
This is a messenger RNA of Penicillium cataractarum, 1554 nucleotides long. Its product is annotated as cytochrome P450. The transcript is spliced from 2 exons. The record is from RefSeq and is a predicted model, not a curated record. Gene Ontology annotation, molecular function: oxidoreductase activity, acting on paired donors, with incorporation or reduction of molecular oxygen; monooxygenase activity; heme binding. Bases 1 to 1554 code for a protein of 517 amino acids. NCBI's taxonomy places the organism in Eukaryota, Fungi, Ascomycota, Eurotiomycetes, Eurotiales, Aspergillaceae.